This is a messenger RNA of Zea mays, 2888 nucleotides long. RefSeq names its product exocyst complex component EXO70B1. Gene Ontology annotation, biological process: exocytosis. NCBI's taxonomy places the organism in Eukaryota, Viridiplantae, Streptophyta, Magnoliopsida, Poales, Poaceae. Bases 570 to 2603 code for a protein of 677 amino acids. Gene Ontology annotation, molecular function: phosphatidylinositol-4,5-bisphosphate binding. Gene Ontology annotation, cellular component: exocyst. The record is from RefSeq and is a predicted model, not a curated record. The transcript has a single exon.
CCGUCGUCUUCUUCGGCUAAACCGUUUCCCGUAAUCUGUGAUAUCGAGCAAACUAAAGCAAUGGUAUGUCCCCUGCAAUUUCAAUGUCCACUAGUGCGGGGCAAUUCUACCCGGCAACCUUAGAGAGGACUGAGGAGUUUGACUCGACGGAGGAGGCGACCAAGAACAGAAGAGCAAUUGCGAUGACAUUGGGUCACCAUGAUGCGUGAGCGUGAUCUGUGUUGGAUGAGGGCCGAGAGCGGGCGGCAGGCAUGACAUGAGGUUGCCGCCGCAAUAGUCAGCAUAUGAAUCUUUUGAUUUUGAAUUUAUAUCUACACGUAAAACUCCCCACAUGCUCAUGGAAUCAUGGAGAUAGCUCUGGACCUCUCGUUGCCGGCCAGCUAAAACGGGGCGCGUAACGUGCCUGCCUGAUGUCUCAGCUCCCGCGCAAACCGGCUUUCUCUCUCUAGCCACCACCACCUCACCGCCUCUCUUGCUCUGCACUGCACGCGUCCUCAGCCAUCCAUGCGAACAAACAACCACUGGCCUCGCCGUUGCUCAUUCUUCCCUCGGCCGCCCACCCACUAGAGAUGGACAGCCGGAGCCAAGCGCCCUACAAGUCCAGCAGCUUCUCGCCGGCGACAACCCGCGACGAGGGCGGCGGCAGGACCCGGGAGGUCGACCGCAACUUCUCCCUCGGCGCGCUCCGCGACAAGAGGGACCUCCCGUACGGAGGCUCCAGAGAGCAGUCCAUCAGCGAGGAGGACGAGCAAGAGGGAGGUGGUGACCAUGGGGCCGCGCGAGGAGGCGGCGAGGGUCCGGGCUCGGUGGGAGGGGGAUGCUGCGGCGAGCCGGACCUCGCCGCGUUGUCGGCGGAGGUGGACGCGUUCCUCGCGGGCCAGGACGAGGGCACGCCGGUGAGCGUCACGGAGGCGACGCUGGACAGGUUCGCGUCCGCCGUCGAGCUGCUGGUCGCCAGCUCCGAGGGCGCCGAGGAGAAGUGGGCCGUGGAGGCCGCCGCCGGCGAGCCGCCGGCGCUGCUGGCCGCGGUCACGCGCAUCGCGGCGCUCGCGUCGGCGCUCGGCAAGAGCCCCGAGGGAGGCGGCAAGCACGCCGCCGCCGUGAGCCGAGUCACGGCCGUGCUGCACCGGGCCAUGGCGUUCGUCGAGGAAGAGUUCCACGCGCUGCUGGAGGGCCCGCGCGUCCCCAGGGCCGGGGGCGAGCACGAGCCCGACCGCUGCGUCCUCGCGCCGCCGGACGCCGCCGGACGGGACGAGCCCGCGCCGCCGUACCCGCCGGAGACCGUGGACCGGCUCCGCGCCAUGGCCGACGCCAUGGUCGCCGCGGGCUACGUGACGGAGUGCUCGCAGAUAUUCCUGGUCACGCGGCGGAACGCGUUCGACGCGGCGCUGCGGGGGCUCGGCUACGACAAGCCCAACGUCGACGACGUGGCGAGGAUGGCGUGGGAGGCGCUGGAGGCGGUCAUCGUGACGUGGACCAAGGCGUUCCGGCACGCCAUCAACGUCGGCCUGUCCACGGAGCACGACCUCUGCGCGCGCGUCUUCGCCGGCCGCCACGCCGCCGUGGGGCGCGGCAUCUUCGCGGACCUGUCGCGCUGCGUCAUGCUGCACAUGCUCAGCUUCACCGAGGCCGUGGCCACGACCAAGCGCGCCGCGGAGAAGCUCUUCAAGGUGCUGGACAUGUACGAGGCGGUCCGCGACGCGUCCCCGGUCAUCGAUGCCUUCCUGUCCGCCGACGAGCCGGCCGGCGAGCACGGCCGCCACACCGGCCUGGCGGACCUCAAGUCCGAGGUCGCCGCCGCGCGGUCCCGGCUCGGCGAGUCCGCCGCCGCCAUCUUCCGCGAGCUGGAGAGCUCCAUCCGCGCCGACGCCGGGAAGCAGCCGGUGCCGGGCGGCGCUGUGCACCCGCUGACCCGCUACGUGAUGAACUAUCUAAAGUACGCGUGCGAGUACAACAGCACGCUGGAGCAGGUGUUCCGCGAGCACCACCACGGCGGUGACGACGGCAGUGACAACCCGUUCGCGGCGCAGCUGAUGGAGGUGAUGGAGCUGCUGCACGGCAACCUGGAGGCCAAUUCGCGGCUGUACAAGGACCCGUCGCUGAGCAACAUCUUCCUGAUGAACAACGGGCGGUACAUGCUGCAGAAGAUCCGCGGGUCGGCGGAGACCAACGCCAUGCUCGGCGAGGCGUGGGCGCGGAAGCAGUCGACCAACCUGCGGCAGUACCACAAGAACUACCAGCGGGACGCGUGGAGCCGCGUGCUGGGGCUGCUCCGGGACGACGGCGUGCUGACGGUGAAGGGCCACGUGCAGAAGCCUGUGCUCAAGGAGCGGUUCAAGCAGUUCAACGCCGCCAUGGACGAGAUCCACCGGACGCAGGGCGCGUGGGUCGUCAGCGACGAGCAGCUGCAGUCGGAGCUGCGCGUCUCCAUCGCCGCCGUCGUCGUGCCGGCCUACCGCUCCUUCCUCGGCCGCUUCGCGCAGCACUUCAGCGCCGGGAGGCAGACGGAGAAGUACGUCAAACUCAGCGCCGAGGACUUGGAGACCAUCAUCGACGAGCUCUUCGACGGCAACGCCACGUCCAUGCCGAGGAAGAAGACAUGACGAUAAUAAACACUAUAGUUUGACAACGCCACGCGUCCACUGGUGAUUGGUCGGUUCAGCUAAUCAAUUAUCGAAUUGAGCAAUGUAUUGUGUUUUUCCUCUUCAAAAGAGUUUUCUUUUUAUUUGUCUGUUAAAAAAUGUUAUUCGGUCCAACAUGAUAGUUGAUCGAUGUACUAAGAACAGGAUGUCAGGACAGCUAGAUUGAUUGUGUAAUUUGUAACCAUAUAUGUAUCGUCUGAUGACAUUAUGGGCGUGUUUGUUUGCUGUCUGCGAGGCAGCUUUUCA